Messenger RNA from Porites lobata, 1423 nucleotides. The record is from the annotation of a GenBank genome assembly. Lineage: Eukaryota; Metazoa; Cnidaria; Anthozoa; Scleractinia; Poritidae.
AUGUUUCUACGCAUGUCAGGUUUUGCCCUCGCUGACGUCACUCGUCGUCUACCCAACGUCGAGAACGUGGAAAAGCUUGUUUUGACGUUCUGUGUCUUACGUAAGUAUUCUUUUCAAUAUUUCUUCUCCUUUUACAUGUUUUAUCCUGCAAAAACCAUAUAAUUAUGGAUAUUAAUUCCUUGUGCGAACGUUUAUGUCGUUUAUGGGUUCUAAAUUGAAGUAAACAUCCUAUGUUUUCUCGUUUACUUAUAAGGAAGGUGUGAUGGCGUGUCAAACUCCCGCCGCAGGGUAAGGUUUGUAAUCUUUUGUUAGCCCGUACAUUAGGUUCCGUAAAUUGAAUUUAAAGUGGAUUUUACCCAUCGGUUUAUCGCUAUUUUCAGUCUUUCAUUAACCAAAUAUUCCUUGAUUAUCUAACUUUCAUGUGCGUGUGCAAGAACUCUGCAAAACUCUAUCUCAAAGGCUCCAAAAACAUUUGCAGAUUUGUAGAUUUAUAUUAACCGAUUUCUCAAAUUCAACUUUAUUCAUUGCUCAAUUUGUGAGAAUAAUGUACCCGAGGUUGCUUAAAACUAGGAUUAAUGCCAGAGACAACUAGCAGAUAUCAUUCUUUACUUUUAAAAUCAAUUCCAAGAGGUUUAAUAACAGAUCCGUGGAUUGCUGACCUGCUCUAAAAAAUCCAUAAACUAAAAAUGAUUGCUAGUAUUUAUUCUAAUUUUUAAAUUUUAGAAAUAAACAUUGUAAUUAAUAGAUGGUUAUUGUCUCAUGGAAUAACAGUCAGAAUUAUUGAGGAGUAAUAAAAAUAUAUACAAGCAGAGUUGUUUGAAGCCUAAUUAGCUCUUAUCUAGGUCAUUUCAUCGUGAUGGAUGCGUAUUGUUGUCGCCCAAGGGCAUAAAGGUUUUUCUUUUCUAAAGUCACAACUCUCUUCUUUAGGAACAACUCCAUGAAAUGGACUGUGGAACAUGACUUAACGCUUUGUGGAGAAGUCCUAUUACAGGAGCCCUUCAAGCAUCCAAAAAAUAGUAAAGAGGGGGGAGAGGUUUGGUCAAAUAUAGCGGUCAAUCUCAACAGUCUGGAAAAUCCAUCAUUCAAAGUGUCAAAGAGAUCAGUCAGAGACAGACUUACUUUAUUGCAGACUAAGUACAAGGGAAAAGUAAGGGAAGAAGAAAAAGCAUCUGGCAUAGAUUGCGAAGAGACUUCGCUAGAUGCAGCAAUUGAAGAGAUUCUUGAGAAGGAAAAGGCAGCUGACAUGGAAAGAAAUGAGCAAAGUGGUACCCAAACCUUAAAGGAACAAAGAGAGAAGGCGAGUGCUGAAGAGGUUAGGCGCCAAGCCAUGGAACGCCUUGGUAAAACCCAAAAAAGAAAUGCAGAUUCAGAGGAAGGAAAACCCAGUAAAAAAAGCAAAGAGAAGAAGCUCAGAUGCUGUUGA